Messenger RNA from Mercenaria mercenaria, 3112 nucleotides. RefSeq names its product probable G-protein coupled receptor 139. Gene Ontology annotation, biological process: G protein-coupled receptor signaling pathway. The coding region runs from base 297 to 1418 and encodes 373 amino acids. The record is from RefSeq and is a predicted model, not a curated record. The transcript is spliced from 2 exons. NCBI's taxonomy places the organism in Eukaryota, Metazoa, Mollusca, Bivalvia, Venerida, Veneridae. Gene Ontology annotation, molecular function: G protein-coupled receptor activity. Gene Ontology annotation, cellular component: membrane.
CAGCAUUCUAACGAGUUAAUGCCAAGCCAUAGGUAGCAAUAAGCGUUAUUCUUCAUAUGGUAAUAAUUUCUAUGUUUGGAACUCUGUAGUUUUUAACUGGAACAACAGAUUAAUGAAUACUUUCACUUUUUAUUGAUGUGUAAAAAUCUGAUUGCAGCACUUUGAUCUGUGCCAAAUUAAUAAAAACUCUGGAUUUAUAAUAACAUAACAAUUUUGAAAAUGAUGCAUUUAUUACAUUUCAGGCAAUGGUUUCCUCUACAGGAUGAAUAAAAACAAGGCUAGUUUCUAACAUUGUAAUGGAAGAAGAAACUGAAACCCAAACCAGUUUCACUCCUGCCCUUGUCAACUUUAACUCAUCAUUUUCGCCAUCUUACUUCAACAGAAGCAAUAUGACUCAGCUUAUACCUCACUUCGGGUUUCAUGAAGAUGAAAUUACUUUUGAAAAGGUGUUUGAAAUCUAUGUUGUGCCUGUAUUAGUGGUGAUUGGUACUAUUGGAAACAUCCUCAUCUUGAUUACCGUGCGUCAGAAGAAUAUGUGCAACUGGUCCAUAUGUUUCUAUCUUGGCGCAUAUGCAGUUGUGAAUAUCAUCAUCCUUGUGCCUAUGUCUGGGUUCGAGUGGCUGUGCAAAGUGACUGGAACAAAGUAUGUUACAGAACUGAGCGACUGGACAUGCAAAUUGUGGCAAUUUGUCAUGGGGGUUUCAAUCUAUUCUGGGAUUUGGUUUAUGUACGCGAUGCUGGUUGACCAGUAUAUAGUUAUCUGGUUACCGCACAAGGCACAGUCACUGUGCACUAUAUUCAUGGCAAAGUUUGCAACCGUGAUCAUUGUCAUUGGCCUUGUUGUGGUCAGUAUCCAUGCUAUAUGGACGUAUGAACUAUUCACCAAUGGGUGUUUUGUGUCACCGGAACAAGGCGACAUUCUCACGGUGGUAUGGCCGUGGGUAUCUUUGAGCUGUUAUUGUAUUAUACCUCUUGUUCUCAUCAUAAUCUUUAUAAUUCUCGUCAUAUAUGGAUCUUUCACAAAAAACACUUGGAAGAAAUCGUCCAGUAAUUAUCAAGUACCCAUUGACAUCACCUUUAUGACGGUUGCUCUCUCGAUAUUUUAUGUCAUUUUUGUAGCGCCAGCCACUGUUCUCAACAUUAUGGAGAUAAAUUUACCCACAUCAUGGCUGCACGAUCCAGAAUUCUAUAAAGCCAUAAUGGUUGCUGUCACAGUUGGUGACUUACUUACUUUUCUCAAUCCAACAUUUGCUUUUGUAAUAUGCGUGUCUUUCUCGUCCACAUUUCGAUUAGAGUUACAAGAAAGGAUAAGAAGUUUGUGCUGCGAGAAUGUGAUUCGUGUAUAUGAAAUGCAAGUGAAUGCAGCCAGUGGUAUAGGAAAUGAUCCUGAAGACUGCUCCGAGACCACACCUUUGUAAACACAAUUGUGUAACAUUCAGAGAAAGGAUUCAUAAUACUUUUACAUGCAGGAGGAAAUUCACAGCUUAAUUACCAUACCCAUAAAACAAUGCAUUCCUGUAUAAAACAAAGACUUGUCUGACAGCAAAUUAACCUGAUUUUAGAAUUAAAUGACAAUGUAAAAGGUUUACAAGGGUAUUGAAGUAUUAUUUAAUGGACAACCUAAUUUGAAAAGGGGCCAUAAAUCUGUGAAAACUUGAUGCAUUGUAACUGAAAUUGAAUUUAACCCAACAGUAUAAUAUGAUUCUAUGUCAGCGUAUCAAACCGAAUUCAAUCCAUUCAUCCUUUGAAGAGUUAGAAACCAAAAGGGGCCAUAACUAAGCCGAAAAAUUAGUGGAUUAUACCAGAAAUCAAACUCUGGCUUUGUUUUAUAAUCAUGUACAAAAAUGAAUUCAAUCCAUUUAUCCUUUCUGAAAUGCUAAAUUUCUGAAAUGGACUGGUCUAUCAUUCAAUUUGGACAACACCAUUUAUUAUUUAAAGGGGUGUUCACUGAAAAGUUACACUGUCUGAAUAGCGAACAGUGCAGACCAUAUCAGCCUGCACGGCUGAUCUUGGUCUGCACUGGUCGCAAAGGCAGAAUCAUUUGCCUCCAGCAGGCUAAAGGUUAAAUAGCUUCAUAGACAUUUGAUUUAACAGUUUUGGACAAAACAGCUAUUUUCUGGGUAUAUGAAUGUGUGGGUUUAAAAUGUUGAACAUAAAAUCUUGUUCAUUGGGAUUUUAUUUCGAGAAAUGACUCAACCAUGAACUCCAGGAAAAUUAGUUCUCAUAAAUAUCUAUGAUUUCACAGUAUAAUUUUAGAUACAUGUCUGGUCGAUUUAUUUUUUAAACUGUUUUAACAAUUUCAUAUUCUUUUCUCAAUUGUUAUACCAAAUCUCCGUACAUCCAAAGAGAACAAAUCCUAAAUUAGAAGCCCUUGAGUGGUAGUCAACCUUUUUGAAAAAAUACCAUUCAUUAUGCAUACUUCACAAAUGUGCACAUUAUGAAAAUCAUCAUUGAUCGAAAUUUUCAAAUGUUUAAAAAGGGCAUUUUUAAAGUCCUUAAGAGUAAUUUCAUUUUUACAUAUUGUGUACAUAAACCAUAUCUGUAACCCUUAUGCCUCUUAUUAAUGUACAUUGAAAGUGCAUUUGAUGCAAUUGUUUUUCUUAUUUCUCUGUUCUCUCAAGGUUGUACAUUGUAUAUACAAAUGCUGCAUAUUAUAUAAUUUAUUAAAACAAUUUCUCAAAAGCUAGCCAGUGAAUUAUACCAGAACAAUGUAUGAUUGGUUUCUCAAAAGCUAGCCAGUGAAUUAUACCAGAAUAAUUUAUGAUUGGAAAAUUGUCCUUUUUUUCAAUUAACAAUUUUUACUAUUUAUAACAGAUUUUUUUUUAUGAACUGAAAAAGCCUUUUUUCAAUAACAUUUUUUAACAUUAUCUCAGAGAACAAGCACUGACUUGUCUUGACAUUCAAAUGUCACUUUCUAUUCCUUGCUGUGAUAUCUAUAAUCUCUAUAUAGAUUUGAUAAUUAUGUUAGAGCUUAUUUCAUUGUUGAAGAAAUUCUCCUUGUAAAUUGACAUUUUACUCAUCUAACAAUAAAAAACAUUUUGUUAUAAAUUAUUUGAUGAAGUACUUUUCAUUGUCAAUAUGUCUGUGUAAAGGAAUAAAUUUGACAAAUUUA